Messenger RNA from Amborella trichopoda, 1278 nucleotides. Its product is annotated as clast3-like protein. NCBI's taxonomy places the organism in Eukaryota, Viridiplantae, Streptophyta, Magnoliopsida, Amborellales, Amborellaceae. Gene Ontology annotation, cellular component: cytosol; nucleus. Gene Ontology annotation, biological process: proteasome assembly. The record is from RefSeq and is a predicted model, not a curated record.
AAGCGCAAUAAAUCAGCCCAUUGAUGACUGUCAUUUUUACUCAUCUAAAUAAAUCUGAGAAAUAGGAAAGAUUGAAACUUUCUCCAUUUCAUCCAUGGAAUUUGUUGCAGAAGAAGGGAGGCAACUCAACUCCUCUUCUUCCACUCUCAUUCUGCCUGCAUUGUCGAUUGGUAACAUUGGGCAGUUAGCUGUUGAUCUUUUGAUCGCUUCUUUAAAUGCUAAAAGGGUUGGGUUUCUUGAUGAGCCCUCUGUUUUGCCAUGUGUUGGGAAUGAUGCUUAUGGUCCGAUGCCCGAAGGAGACCUUGCCAUACCCCUCGAAGUUUAUGAUGCUCCAUCUCAUGGAUUGAGUCUCAUCCAACAGAGGUCUCCAGUUGUCAAGGGGAUGAUGAUUGAGUUUGCAAAGAAUCUCGCUUCUUGUGCAUCUGACAUGGGUAAAACACAUAUUAUUAUUUUGUCGGGUCUAGAUUCGGGAAGGAGGCGAAGAUGUGACUUGUCUAGUAACAUGCAGAUUCAUUAUAUUUCGAGUGCAAGUGUGGAUGGAACAGAUGAGGUAUGCAAGCAUUUAGGGUGGAAAAGACUUCCAGAAUACAGUCCAACCCAGAAGAGAUGGCAAUAUCUUGUUUCUUUAUCAGAAGGAAAUAUUGUGCCAGAUGACUUCCUCUCUUUUGAUGAUGAGUUGACAGAUGAAGAUUAUUACCCGAGUCUACCUUUUGCUGCCUUAUUUUCUUGCUGCAAGGCAAAAGAUUUGAAAGUGACUUGCAUAUUGAGCUAUUGUUCUGAAGGAGACAAUAUACCUGAUUCUUUCCGAAUGGCAGAGGCAGCAUGCCAUCUUCUUGGUGUGAGAAUGAAUGACAUCCAUGCAAAUGAACCUGGAGGAUGGCUUAUUCCUCUAUCAUGGAAGACUGUUUAUGGUCCCCCUCCAGAUAUCUCACUAUUCUAGAAGGAGAGCCUGGGAUCAUUUUUGUGGCAGAGGUGAGGUUUAUGUGGACUUGUUUCCACGAAAAAAAUAUUUUUAAGCAAUCAUUGUGGAGAGUUGUGCAUGGUUACAUUAAUAUGCAGAACACUAGAAAUGAAGAAAUUAUCAAAAUUUAUGAGUUUUGAAUUUUGAUUAUGCGUAAAUGAUGUCUGACCAGUAGUAGUUGAACCACGAGUUAUGUUGGAAAUGUAUUUAGUCCAUGACGUUCAUACUUAAGUUUCUCUUUGUUCAUUUAGGCAUGUAAGGAAUUGAAAUAUGAAUUUUAUGGGUUUCAUAAUAAGAUCUAAAGAUCGUCAUCAUCA